Owenia fusiformis is the source of this 1974-nucleotide messenger RNA. NCBI's taxonomy places the organism in Eukaryota, Metazoa, Annelida, Polychaeta, Sabellida, Oweniidae. The record is from the annotation of a GenBank genome assembly.
AUUUAUAUAUAUUCGUAUUAUCGAGCCAAUAUUUAACAAUGGCCAAAACAGUACAAUUCACGUAAACUCAAAAGUAUGAUAUUGCCAAAAGUGGAUAGUAAGAGGUGACAAGGACAUUACUAAAUUGAAAUAAACAUUUGAUUAAAUAUGAUUAAUAGUCAUGGUGGAAUCAUUAUUUACAUUGGGAUUAAAUAAUAUUAGAUUGAGGAGAUCCUUAAUGCUGGAAUGGGCCAAACUUGAGUCUAGGAAGGACUCAAUGAAUAAUGACGUUUUAAAAGUACUGAUUGACAAAAAAGGAGAGGGAAUCAAUGCAGUUGAUCAAUAUGGUGAUAACGCGCUAAUGUAUGCCGUACGUAAUAAUGCAACAAAGUGUGCUAAGUUGUUACUUGAUCAUGGUGCUAAUGUAAAUGCUGUUAACAAUCAUGGUAAUACUGCAUUAAUGUAUGCAACAUCAGUUAACAGUACAGUAGACUGCGUCAACUUGCUCAUUGCAUAUGGUGCUGAUAUCAAUGCUAAGAAUAAUGACGGAACGACAGCUUUAAUACACGCGAAACCUGAAUGUAUGUGCACAUUAGUUGAUAAGGGGGCGGAUGUAAACGCCACCAACAGAAUAGGACUCACAGCUCUCAUGCGGGCGUCAAGAUUCAAAAGCACAGCGCCCAUGGAAGCGUUAUUGGACAAAGGUGCUGACGUAAAUGCGAAUAGCAAUGCUGGAAUGGACGCACUUUUCUUCGCUGUGUGUCACGACAAACCUGACUUAGUACGUUUGCUUAUCAAGAAAGGUGCCGAUGUUAAUAGUUCAGGUCCGUAUAAUGAAACGGCAUUGAUGCGUUCUGUAUGUAGUCAAAAUCAAGCCUGUCUUGUACAGCUGCUAGCAAAUGGUGCAGAUAUUAAUAGGCUUGACCAUGGAGGGAAAAAUGCUUUGUCGAUUGCAUUUGAGUAUGCAACAUUUGGAUUAGAAACAUACAAAGACAUCUGCAUACUUGCCUUGUAUGGAGCCCCAUUUGAUUCUGAACAGUUAAUCGCUUUUAAGAAGCUCAUAUGUAAGAGUAGAUAUUCAAAACUUGCAGUGACACUGGAAGAUUUUAAACAAAUGGACCUCCAACAACAAGUGAGACUCCGUAUGUAUCAACACACCACGCGUGUCUGUCGGAACUCACACGCUGAAACAAUCGAUGCUCUCAUUAAAGGAGGUAAACUCCCAGAGAGAUUUAGGGCAUUUAUGUUGUUUGAAGAUGAUAUUAAAGAUAUAUUAAGUGUUGAGAUAGCCGAGGAGAAAAUUCAAGGGUUAGGAACCACGCCCCGCCAUAAAUCAUCAUACCACGAGCAAAGCUCUGAUGAUAACACGUCCCCUUAAAGAAAAGAUGAACAAUUUGUUUUCUGCAAUGACAAUCUUUACUUUGUCUUUUAUGCUUUAUUCAUGGCUAUGUAUUGCCUUGAUAGCUAGGCAAAAUAUAUCGAAUUCCAACCAUUCAUAACGACAGUAUUUCAAAUAAUAGGCAUACUAUAUUCAACAAUAUUGCCACAAGGAGGGUAGGUCCACAGUGGUCAGUGGCGGAUCCAGGGGGGCCAUGGGGCCCACCCCCACCCACCCCCCUAAGUUGGGCCCAGAAAAAAUUGGGCCCAAAGAAAGGCCCACUUGCUUCCCAGAUCCGCCCCUGGUGGUAUGCAAUAAUGUUACAUUACACCACAUGCUUAAUCAGAGCAUGUCAAGUUUCUGGCGUUAACAAUUGUUGGCGAUAUGUAAGCGAUUGUAGCUCGUGGAAUAGUUCCAAAACCAAAGUUAUCUGCUAUCUGUUUCUUUAGAAGCCACGCAAAAUCCAGCAGUGUUAAAUUACUAAGUUCAUCACACAAAUCAAAUUAGUUGAACAACUGCAGGAUAAAUCUGAGUUCAAAUUUAUGGCAUUAUUACUGCCGUGGGCACAUUUUCUCCGAUAUUUACUAUGGCGCUUGGCCAAUUGAGUAUUUUGUUCA